Antechinus flavipes (yellow-footed antechinus) is the source of this 2764-nucleotide messenger RNA. It is a transcript of the gene EXTL2, whose product is annotated as exostosin like glycosyltransferase 2. Gene Ontology annotation, cellular component: membrane. Bases 307 to 1305 code for a protein of 332 amino acids. Gene Ontology annotation, molecular function: glycosyltransferase activity. The transcript is spliced from 5 exons. NCBI's taxonomy places the organism in Eukaryota, Metazoa, Chordata, Mammalia, Dasyuromorphia, Dasyuridae. The record is from RefSeq and is a predicted model, not a curated record.
UCUGUUACUGUUUCCUUUAGGAAUAUCUCACGUUGCGGGGAGGCGCUUUCCCGCCGCUACACCUCCCCCUGCCAUAUCAAUCUAGGCUAGAAGACAUUAUUUCUGCGCGCUGUUUAAUCUUGCCAAAAUGAGCAGAUUCGAUCAAGGCAGAAGCAGGAGCCUCAUUCCCUUAUCUAAUAACCGCUUUUCAUCAGGAAAAUAGAGCAGUUAACCCACACUGCAAUCCUCUGCACUCUUUAGAGUUCCAGGACAAGCUGUUAACUCUCCAACAUAGAAGACAGAAGGGAGAAGUCAAAAAUACUUGCCAUGAUGAGGUGUUGCCACAUCUGCAAGCUUCCCGGGAGGGUGAUGGGAAUCCGAUUACUCCGGUUCUCUUCCAUCAUCAUCCUUGUGUUACUACUGGUGGCAGGUGCUUUGACUACCUUGCUUCCUAACAUAAAAGACGAUAAAAUGCCCACUUCCCGCAGAGAAGCAAAACCCCAGAGCCAGUCUGCCCUGGAUUCCUUUACCCUCAUCAUGCAGACGUACAACAGAACAGAUCUGUUGCUGAGGCUGUUAAAUCAUUACCAGGCGGUGCCUCAUCUACACAAAGUGAUUGUCGUCUGGAACAACAUUGGGGAGAAGGUGCCAGAGGACUUAUGGAAUGCCCUGGGGCCUCAUCCUAUCCCGGUGAUUUUCAAAAUACAGACUGUGAACAGAAUGAGAAAUAGACUCCAGACCUUCCCAGAACUGGAAACCAAAGCUGUUUUAAUGGUGGAUGAUGACAUGCUAAUUAGCGCCCAUGACCUUGUUUUUGCAUUCUCAGUUUGGCAGCAAUUUCCUGAUCAGAUUGUAGGAUUUGUCCCUAGAAAGCACGUUCCCACUGCUUCAGGAGUUUAUAGUUAUGGUGGGUUUGAGCUGCAAAUACCAGGAUUUGGAAACGGAGACCAGUACUCCAUGGUGCUGAUCGGAGCAUCAUUCUUCAACCGCAAAUACCUCGAACACUUCCAGAAACAGCCAGCUACUGUCCACGCGCUGAUAGAUGAGACCCAAAAUUGUGAUGACAUUGCCAUGAAUUUUAUGGUCGCCAAACAGAUCGGGAAAACUUCGGGGGUAUUUGUCAAGCCUGUGGAAAUGGGUAAUUUAGAAAAAGAGACCAGCAGUGGCUAUUCUGGAAUGUGGCACCGGGCAGAUCACUUCUUGCAGAGGUCUUAUUGUAUAAAUAAGCUGGUGAAGAUCUAUGACAGUAUGCCCUUAAAAUACUCCAACAUCAUGAUUUCCCAGUUUGGUUUCCCAUACUAUGCCAACCACAAAAGCAAAAUGUAAAAUAAGUAAAUAAAUAAAUAACCAUCCUCGAACUGCUUGGGAAUUUGAGUAGCUUGUCAGUGUUAAGUUUUUAUAGCUACAUUACAGACUGUUAUCCCCUCUGAAGUCCAGCGAUGGUUGCUACUGUGACAUAGGAGGUCUAGGUUAGGAAAUCCCUCUUUGCUUCAGAAGUAGGGAUGUGGCUCGUGUUAAGGGAUUUUUAUCCAGGUGCAUAACGUCCUUGGUUUGUGACAUUACUGUUUACAUUUUGAGACUGUUUUCCUUCUUUUCUGAUUCGUGGCAUUUGCCUUAAGGACUAUAGCAGGUGGUUCCAAUGUCUGAAACCCAUUUCUCUCAGUUUUCUCAAUUUAAAGCCGCUUGUCUCCAUCUCAAGCCUCAAAUGCCAGUCGGAUUCAUGAAAAGGAAGUCCAGUCCUAUGGCUGGGAAUGAUAAAAGCAUGGAGGAAAGCAUAAUAUCAACCUCACAUUUCAUACAAAGGGAAGGAAACUGAAGGCAGCUGCUGAGUCCACUGGGGGCCAGCCCAGCCACUCUGUCUGGGCUUAUACUGCAGGCCAGGAUAUGACUGCAGUCAUCCCUGCUUUCAUUUUCACCACUGGGUCUCUCAUGACUUUGGUGUUUGUCUAGUAGCUAAAGAAUGACUGGUUGCUAACUUCAUUUUUCUGAAUAUCUAUUGCAUGGAUCACAGAAAAUGCAGCUUCUAUGCAUAUGAUUUAUAUGCAGCUGAAAGUCGAAAGGCAUAUCGAGAUUCAGGAUGUUUUGUCAUUUAAGCUGACCUUAAGAAUGUACACUCAUUCAUUGUAUACUUUGCAUCAGGUUUGCAUUGUCAUUUAAGAAAUGCGUACAAACCAGUUCUGUUUUAGAAGAAUGUUAAAACAGGGAUUUGAUGAGAUAAUAUAUGUCAAGCACUUUGUAAAAUUUGAAGUGUUCUGUAAAUGUGAGUUAUUAUUAUUAUUAUUAUCAGGGUCUGGUGGAGGUACCCUUAUAGAAUUCUAAUGAACAAGUUAAAAAAAAAAACCCUAUCUCACUGCACAUCAAUUAUCUCAUGAGUUCUCAUCUAUUGCAUCUGUUGCACAAAGUCCAUUGGAUUUGAAUUCUGAGACUGUUUGGUAUAUUCCUAGCAUUUUUAUUUCUGUUUAUAGGCAACAAAAGAGUCUUCCUUCUGAAGAAAAAUCUAAUUAACAUAGUCACAGAAGAAUUAGGACUAAAUCAUAAAUCCAGAGGAUAUAAGUACAGUGAGUUUGCAACAACUCACUUUUGUAUUAUCAAGAUUGCUCCCUUUUGGUUCAUUCUCUGUAUUAUAAUGUCUUCCACAUAGGUGUCUUGUACUUUACUCUUGUUCAUUGACAACCUUUGUCCAAGACUUUCUGUUUUGCUGGCGUGACAUAAAUGGAUUUUUUUUGAUUGCUCCGUAUGAUAAAUAAUAUUAAAAUACUCAUGGCUGAUGGCCCAGCCACACUGA